AUGGCGCUGAUGGCGCAUCACUGUCAUGUUGGGUCAUUUCGAGGGUUAGAUCCGUUUUUGACGUUAACGUUGUCAGGAGCAUAGUUUAAUUUUUAAUUAUCCACCACUGUGCGAAACUUACGCGCUAUGUGAAGCUUCCGAAUUUUGUAUCGAAGCGACUCGAGACAUUUGUCGAUCGAGGCGAGGCGUUGCGGACUGUCAUCUCGAGCGGCGCGAAGAGAGGUUAGAUUUAUCCGCGACUCGUGGAGUAAUAAACAUGUCAGACAAGGAGACGACGAACGACGAGAUCCAGGUGAUAUCUCAAAGGCUCCAGACCGUCACGACCAACGAGCCGGCGUACAACAAUGCUCAGCCACAGCAGCAGCAGCAGCAGGGAAAGAGUUCGCGAAAUAAAAACAAUAAUAACGAUGCGACGGCGCGUCAACCUGCGGAUAGCAAAAAGGCCUCCGCCGCCGCCGCCGCCGCCGCCGCCGCCGCCGCCGCCGCCGCCGCCACCAUCACUACGACCGCAGCGGAUGAUUACGUCUUCGUGAGGAACGUGCCCGAGCUCAAUCUACCCGAGAAGAUUCUAUUUGUCAUCGACACGGUGAGGGAGCAGCAGUGCACGCCCUUCAAACUGGGCACGGGCGCGACGUAUCCGCCGCUGUUCAUGAUAAAACGCGUGGUGGAGAACUUCGUCGGCGCCAAGUCCACUAUACAGCCCGGGGUGCACGAGUACGCGCUGAUGAGCCUGGAUUCGCGCGGCGCUACCUGGCUCUGCGACUACACCAGCAACACGAAGACCGUUCUCAAUCAUCUGGAGGGCAUCGCGGAGGACGUGCCGGACGAGGAGCGGAAGACCUGCGACCUGGGGCUGCUGUUCGAGGUGAUACACACGCGGAUAGCGACGCCGGUUAGGUGCCAGCCGACGUUCACCUCGCGCGUGAUCCUCAUUUACGGACGCUCGAAUUCCGUCCCCAAGUUCCACACCGGGCAGAAGCUUCUGGAGAACCUGACGGAGAACCCGUACUUCUUCCUGGACGUGCUGUUCGCCCACGAGCCGCCCAGCGACGACAACAUGUGCGAGGCGGUGUACGCCGAAAUCGCGGCUCUGGACACAACGAGUUUCUCGUAUAUCUUCGAGGUAGGCAGGAACGCUGCUAAGAUACACGACAAUAUGGCGAAACUCCUGGCGCAUCCCCUGCAGCGUCCGCCACAGAAGGACGCCUCGUAUACUCUUUACUCAAUGACAGCCAACCAGGAAGUGCAUACUAAUGUAUAGUGUCAUGUACAUUUUUUUUUAGUAAGUAAUUUAUUUUUAUGGAAAAAGUUUACGUAUUCUUCAGAUCAUCAUUAAUAUACGAUAUAACUCGAAAGGAAUGUACUCGAACAUUUUUUUAAACAACUUUAUUUAUGUUUAUUAGAGAAGAUAUAGCAAGGAAGAUAGUUAUAUGGUAUAUAUUGUUGUUCAAACACUAUCAUCAAAUAAAUAAAAUCAUUUUUAUAUA
Wasmannia auropunctata (little fire ant) is the source of this 1487-nucleotide messenger RNA. Its product is annotated as BRISC and BRCA1-A complex member 1-like. The record is from RefSeq and is a predicted model, not a curated record. Gene Ontology annotation, cellular component: nuclear body; BRCA1-A complex; BRISC complex. The transcript has a single exon. Gene Ontology annotation, biological process: double-strand break repair; positive regulation of DNA repair; mitotic G2 DNA damage checkpoint signaling. Bases 257 to 1261 code for a protein of 334 amino acids. NCBI's taxonomy places the organism in Eukaryota, Metazoa, Arthropoda, Insecta, Hymenoptera, Formicidae.